Messenger RNA from Glarea lozoyensis ATCC 20868, 2754 nucleotides. Its product is annotated as MFS general substrate transporter. Gene Ontology annotation, cellular component: membrane. Bases 1 to 2754 code for a protein of 917 amino acids. The transcript has 8 exons. Gene Ontology annotation, biological process: transmembrane transport. NCBI's taxonomy places the organism in Eukaryota, Fungi, Ascomycota, Leotiomycetes, Helotiales, Helotiaceae. Gene Ontology annotation, molecular function: oxidoreductase activity; transmembrane transporter activity. The record is from RefSeq and is a predicted model, not a curated record.
AUGGAGCAUACACACGAGAAAUCUGCGACGGGCAGCUUGACAAUACCUGGGUCUCCUGAGGAUGGACACCCAGUUGGUGUCGGGAACGCUGGACAAGAUGUUGCGAUUGCGAUCGUGGGGGAACAUCGACAGGAGAUUGACCCCGCGGUUGAAGCUCGAGUUGUACGGAAGAUUGAUCUGUUUUUGAUACCGGCUAUGAUUAUCAUGUAUGGACUUGUUUAUUAUGAUAAAGCAAUCCUAGGAUCAGCGGUCCUCUUUGGAAUGACAUCCGACCUGCACCUCUCGAAGCUAGACACAAGCACGAAGCCUCCCAAGAACGAUACUUCUCGAUUGAGUUGGGCGACCUCGAUGUUCUAUUUCGGCAUGCUCGCGGGUCUAUAUCCUAUGACGUUCGCGUUGCAACGGUUCAAAAUGGGCCGCAUACUUGGAGGGAUCGUCUGCUUCUGGGCGUUGAUAUGUCUGCUCACCGCAGCUGUUACAAGUUGGCAAGGCCUAUAUGUGCAGCGAUUCUUUUUAGGAUUCGUGGAAAGCAUUAUACCUACAGCACUAAUGUGUAUUGUGAGCUCUUUCUACACGCAAAAGGAACAAUCGCUACGUCAAAGUUGGUGGUUUUCUUCUACGGGCAUCUUUACAAUCAUCGGAGGCGCUCUGAAUUAUGGCUUUGCUCAGAUCACAGGUGGAAAUCUAAAGCGAUGGCAGUAUAUAUACCUUCUCGCUGGAUCUUUGACCUUUCUGGCGGGUCUAUGUUGCUUUUUUGUACCCGAUUCGCCUGCUUCUGCUUGGUUCUUGACGGCUGAAGAGCGGGUCGUUGCUACUGAGCGUUUGAGAUAUGGUCAAACAGGUGUUCGAUGCACAAAGUUCAAAUGGUAUCAGAUUCGAGAGUCAGUCCUUGACAUAAAGAUCUGGUUGGUAGCAUUGAUGAUGGCUUCUGCCUACACUGUUAAUGGAGCUGUCUCUGGAUUUGGUCCCCUGAUUGUUUCUACCUUUGGCUAUUCGACGUUGGAUUCUAUACUUUUCCAGUUUCCUCUGGGCGGCAUCUGUUUUAUCUUCAUUCUUUUGACAGGUUUUCUUUCGUCACGUAUACCAAAUAUUCGCAUUAUAUUGCUUGUUUUGUGUUGCUUACCAGUCAUAGCUGGCUGUGCUAUUAUCUGGAAAAGCUCAUGGUAUCACCGCGCAGCAGCUCCAGUGAUAGGCUACUCCAUUAUCGGAUGGUUUGGUGCUGUCGUCUCGUUGAUUAUCACCAUUGGAAUGGCCAAUGUAGCAGGACAAACGAAAAAGUGUUUUAUGGCUGCAACCAUCUUCGUUGCCUACUGCGUUGGAAAUAUUGUUGGUCCUCAGUUGAUCAAGUCGCAGACCAAGUCAAGACACUAUCCUGAGCUAUGGCUUGGUCUCGUUAUCUGCUAUUGUAUUACCAUAGUAUCUGCUAUUGCAUUAUACGUUGUUCUCUACAGGGAGAAUCAGCGUCGUUCGAAACUGGACUUGAAUGAUAUAGAUAGGGACAAAAUGGCUUUCCAGGAUCUGACAGACAAGGAGAAUCCGUACUUUCAACCACAGCUCUCAGACAACGCAGCAAUCGCACAUCUUCUCCACACGUUGAUUUAUCAUACCGCAUACCUUAUUUCUGACAUCGAAUACUAUUAUAUAGAGCUCCGUCUCCCAGUUGAAAUGGGCAAACCAACUCCAAGAACUAGAAACAUCAUGGCUCAAUCAACAUACCAAACCGUUGUCCUUGCUCAGAGACCUAAGGCUACCAUUGUGCCUGGGGAGACCUUUGCCUUAAAAGAAAACCCUAUGAUCUCUGAGGCUGAUCUCAAAGAUGGCGAAGUUCUCGUCGAGGUAUUGUAUCUCUCUCUCGAUCCAGCCAUGAGAGGUUGGCUGAAUGAUGUUCGCUCCUAUAUGCCACCAGUUCAGAUUGGCGAAAAGAUGCGAGGUGCAACGAUAGCUAAAGUCAUCGCUUCAAAAUCUAAAAAAUUCAGCGUUGGCGAUCUUGUUACGGGAAACCCGGGUUGGACUGAAGUAGCAGUUAUCGCCGACACAGAUCCAUCGCUUCAACUAGCUAACAUCCCAUCAAACGGCAAAAUCACUGACGUUCUUGGAUGUCUCGGUUCUACCGGGCUCACUGCGUACUUUGGUAUGACAGAUAUCGCUAAAGUCAAAGCUGGAGAUUUUGUCGUAGUCUCUGGUGCUGCUGGUGCUACUGGCAGUAUCGCUUGCCAGAUCGCUAAGCUCAAGGGAGCGAAGGUUUUGGGAGUUGCGGGAAGUGAUGACAAGGUCGCGUGGCUGAAAGAGCUGGGUUGCGAUGAUGCUCUUAAUUACAAGGCUGCAGAUUUCAAGGAGCAGUUCAGAGCCAAGACCCCGGAUCUUAUUGAUGUUUUCUUUGACAAUGUUGGGGGAGAGGUUUUGGAAUUAGCGUUCUCGAGGGCGAAGAUGUUUUCUAGAUUUGUAAUUUGUGGAGCUAUCUCUCAGUAUAACUCCGCCAAACCACAGGGUCCGAAGAACUUCUCAAUGAUCAUAGCCAUGCGUAUAAGAGUUCAGGGAUUCCUUGUCUUUGAUUAUGUUAAGGAGUACGCCAGCGCAAGAAAGGAGCUUGCGCAGUGGUUGGCCGAGGGUAAGAUUCAGCGUAAAGAGACAAUUAUCAAAGGCGGGCUCGGUGCUGCUGAGAAGGGUUUGGUAGAGUUGUAUAACGGUGUUAACACUGGUAAAUUGCUCGUCGAGGUCAAGGCAGAUAGUGAGAGCGUCGCUUCGAGAUUGUAG